UUUGUGUGAGAGACUUCGACGUGAACGAGGUUAUUCAGUUGAAUGUAUCAGCUAGCGUGAUGAUGCUAAGCUAGCUGUCAGCCAGGCAUCCACGGGUUUUGCUGCCGACUUCGCUACCGGAUGCUUCCGGUCGUAUCCUGCUGGCCGUCUUGACAUUCCCUCAACAUUCCUGGACGAAUUCGUGUCGACUGACCAGAGUCCGCGAAUUCAGGUCCACUCCUGAUCUAACCUUCCCCAGCUAGCGUAACUUAGCUCGCCGGCUAGCGAGACUGCACACACGGAGAACCGGACUGACGGGAGUUCCACUUAAGGACCACACCCAGACAAGAUGUCCCUUCAUCAGUUUCUGCUGGAGCCCAUCACCUGCCACGCAUGGAACCGCGACAGGACACAAAUUGCCAUCAGUCCUAAUAACCAUGAAGUUCAUAUCUACAAGAAGAGUGGCAACCAGUGGGUCAAGACCCAUGAGCUGAAGGAGCACAAUGGACACAUAACAGGUAUUGACUGGGCUCCCAAAAGUGAUCGUAUAGUGACAUGCGGAGCAGACCGUAAUGCCUACGUGUGGUCCCAGAAGGAGGGGGUAUGGAAGCCCACACUGGUCAUCCUCAGGAUCAACCGAGCUGCCACCUUCGUCAAGUGGUCUCCACUGGAGAAUAAGUUUGCAGUCGGCAGUGGGGCUCGACUCAUCUCUGUCUGCUACUUUGAGUCUGAGAAUGACUGGUGGGUGAGCAAGCACAUCAAGAAGCCUAUCCGCUCCACCAUCCUCAGUCUGGACUGGCAUCCCAACAAUGUCCUGCUGGCUGCUGGAUCCUGUGACUUCAAAUGCAGGGUGUUCUCAGCCUACAUUAAGGAGGUGGAAGAGAAACCAGGCCCCACACCCUGGGGCAGCAAGAUGCCAUUUGGGGCUGUGCUAGCAGAAUUCGGAGGAGCAGGUGGAGGGGGUUGGGUCCACUCUGUCUCUUUCUCAGCCUCUGGUAACCGCCUGGCCUGGGUCAGCCAUGACAGCACUGUCACUGUGGUGGACAGCUCUAAGACUGCCAGUCCCUCACAGCUGAAGACGGAGUACCUUCCUCUCCUCAGUGUCAUUUUUGUUUCAGAGAACAGUCUAGUAGCUGCGGGCCACGACUGUUGCCCCAUGCUGUUCCGUUGCGACGACGGUGGAACGCUGACAUUUGUGUCAAAGCUCGACCUCCCCAAGCAGAGUAUCCAGAGGAACAUCUCUGCCAUGGAGCGCUUCAGGAACAUGGACAAGAGAGCCACCACCGAGGACCGCAACACUGCCCUGGACACACUGCACCAGAACAGCAUCACCCAAGUGUCUAUCUAUGAGGGAGACAAAAGGGAAUGUCGCAAGUUCUGCACCACAGGCAUCGAUGGAGCAAUGACCAUUUGGGACUUCAAGAGUCUAGAAGCUUCUAUCCAGGGUCUCCGCAUCAUGUGAAGAAAUCUUGUGAAUGAAUGAAGAGACGCUGCGGCCUCACUUCUCUCCCCUCGCCCUCACAGUCCUCACCCCUCCUUCCCCUUUCCACCUCCACCCCCCUCCCUCUCCUGCGACGCAGCCAGUAACAUACAUAACUGACCACCUUAUCGAGUGUCUGCUGAAGCACUGAUCAGACCAUAACACACUCUUGUGGGUGUGUGCUUACACUCUCACACACACUUGCACACUACAACACAUGAACAAGCAUACACUACACUAUUCUACAAUACAAUACACAUUACACUACACUAUACUACACUACACACACACACACACACACACACACACACUGAGCUGACGUGUGACAUCACUGUUAAUUUUUUGUUUGUUUGUUUGUUUGUUUUUAAAUGAAGGUUAACCAGGUGUCAAAGUGGGAAGGUCCUCUGACACGUAUUAAACGUGAUGUGAAAUGUGUGUUUUUAUGUUCUCUAACCUCCUGUACCAAAAGUUGAACACUAAAAGGUGCGUUUUAUCCAAAAAUCAGACUGUAUUUCACCUCAGAUUAACCUCGACGUGAUCUCUUAAUAUCAGCGUUUAAUAGAUCGGAGGGCGUGACUGUUUACUUCCUGGUGGAUAGUAAAUCUUCUCCAGUAGGUGAAGUCAUCGUUUGGAUAAGAACCCGUCUAUUGAUAUUCUGAGGUCAUGUUGCUGGUUGGGCUGUAGAGAGCUGUACAGGAUCUGAUGGUGGAGAGAGAAAGCAGCUGUCUAAACUCUGUGCAGAGUCACGGCUGGGCAGCACUAGGCUCUGCAGCUAAACUAAAACCACACGAGAUGGAGGAUUUCUAUGUAACUGAUCAUGAGGUAGACAUGAAAUAAAGAUGAAAAACAUUUACAGUACACAA
Molecule: messenger RNA, 2322 nt
Organism: Seriola aureovittata
Lineage: Eukaryota; Metazoa; Chordata; Actinopteri; Carangiformes; Carangidae
Gene: arpc1a
Product: actin related protein 2/3 complex, subunit 1A
Exons: 11
Coding region: 329-1441 (370 amino acids)
Biological process (GO): Arp2/3 complex-mediated actin nucleation
Cellular component (GO): Arp2/3 protein complex; actin cytoskeleton
Molecular function (GO): actin filament binding
Source: RefSeq, a predicted model, not a curated record